AUGCCGGUCCAGCAGCCCGAGGGACGAAUCAAGAACUUCAACACCCUCUGGAAUCGGAUACAGAAUGAUGUCAUCAACAAGGAGGACAAGCUCCGAUGGGCGAUGCUCGACAAGCAGAUGGAAAUCCGAAGGUCCACCGGACAACUGAGGACUGAGCCUUUGAAACUGCCACGUGCACACACCAACAUUGGUCCCUACCCGGGUUGCAAAAGGAAUGUGCCUCUGUCUCCACGAAAGAGCGCUGCGGUUUGCUUCCUGGAGCAACGACUGCUUAGGGCUGAAAGCGACAGCAAGCUGAAGACCAUGCGGGAUACCUUGUACGAUGGUGUGAGUGGCUGCGGUGAGGGUCGCUAUGCCUACCUGAAGCUUCGAUCCAAAACCAGCAUCAGAUCAAGGUAUGGCGAUGAGCCUCAAGCUACCUCCCAAGACUAUGGCUGGGUCCAACCAACAGGUGAAUACAGGGCUUCGCCGUUUGCUCAUAAGCCCGGUGUCGUGGAAGCCUUCAACCGUCCAUGUGGUGCCGUUACGCCGGCUGGUGCCCGCAAGGGAGGUGCCUUGACUCGAGCCAUCGCUCGUCAAAAUGGCAAGAGGCCAGAAGCAGCUCGAGCGAGGGAUUCGCCUGCCAGCGACACGGUCUCUUUCGGCGGCCGCUCUUCUCCAGGCGAGAAACCAGGUGCACAGCGCCCAUCCUCUGCACCGAGUAGGAGAUCCUUUGAGCCGCCGAGCAGGGCGUCACCCGCUGGGUCAGUUGGUGCACAGUCAGUGCAGAGACAGAGCAGCGAUUCAGGCCUUCUGAAGGCGAAAUCCGUCCUGGUGGUUGAAGAAGCAUCAGGAUCACCAAACAAGCUGCGUGACAAAGCCCGAGCUGUUGGCAUGAUGAAGAGAGCUCAAACAGCUGUAUUGGCUUCACCUGAAGAGCCAACAGAUGUUGAUCUGUUGCUCAAGAAAACCAACUUCGCGCCAGAUGUGGAAAGCGAUCAGAGGAAAAGGGCUCUGUCAGUGCCAUCAUCGCCAGACAACAAGAGUUCGCAGCCUCUCGCAGCCGAUCUUCCGCAAGGGCCGCCAAGGAGAAAUGUGAUCACACCGACACCUGAUCCAACGUCCGAUGAUGGGUCACGUCCUACUAGAUCCAAGCAUUCAGAGCUUCCGCAGAGGCGGACAGCGCUGAUUGCCAUGGCCACCGGAGCGGAGACCGCCGACCGGAUCAAGAGCUUGUUUGGGGCUGGAAAUCGCGUUGACCCUAAAGUGUGGACAGCCUGGGUGGAGAAUUUGGCGCAUUCAGGUCAAUCUCAACCGAUGGCUGGGCACUUCGGGGAAGUGGACCAUGAGGGCAAACGGCAAAAAGAGGCCACAGACAAAGAGCAUAUGGAGUUCCUGACAGAGGACUACUUUCUGCAAGAUUUGGACCAGAGCAAAGAUCCAGCAGAGAAGACGGGAAAGUCAAAGCAGGGGAGGCCUAAAAAACCAAUGUCCACGGCCUUCACUGACCGGGGAGUUCGAAUGCGUGAAGGUGUGGCGACAAAGCACCUGCUUCGGAUGGAUCUGCAAAGUUAUGAAGACGAAGGCCCAACCAAGCACAAGGCAGGCUGUAAUUGCUCGGUUUGUCAGCCUACCCAUAUUCAUCCUGCAGGUCAGCCUACUCAUGCCUGCGCCCACAAUGUGGUUGCGGACCCAGUGAAGGUCAAAGUAGGAAAGCACAACUAUCCUCAAGCGCAGAGUCCCGGGGUUCGCAAGGCUCUUGAGUACGCUCAAGGCAGCGCACACGAGCACGAGCUGCUUUUCCAGCAGAGCAUGACUCGCAAGGGUCGUGUUCAAGCUGAUACUUCCAGUACCACAGCUGGCCAGUACCGACGUCCCAAGACCGAGGCAAUGGUGAAAAAGUCUCCUGAGGGUGGCAAUCCAACCUUGCAGAGAUCCGAUGCUUCCUACAUCUUGAAUCCUCGUGAAAGUGACCCGCCUCAUCCACAUGAUAGGAUUUGCAAUACUCGCAAGGCCCGCGGAGAAUUCAAGGAAGGAUACUCUCAAGAGUGCACUCGCUUCGCUGUCAAGUGGAAUCAAGACCUCUACAGGUUCGAUGUCCUAUCAUAUGGUGGUGAUGCCAUUCGACCUCUAUUUCGUGCAGGGUCUUGCCCUCCCAAUCAGAGCAGCGCCAAUCCAAUCACUGGCGAUGUGAAGGACAACGUUAAGUCUCCUCGAAGAAAAACCGAGCAUGAACAGAAGGGAAGGGAAAAAGCUGGUCAAGCUGUUCGGAUGCUCACGAAUCACACAGAUCUUGAUGCCCAGGCCAAAGAGGAUCGAGAGAACCGCAUGCAGGUCGACGAAAACUUUGCCAAACUUUGCAAAGCUGGAGUCGAACUUGGAUCCACGCGCGCCGCAGAGGUUUCAAAGAUCAAGGCAACACAGUUCAGACAUUUGUCGACCAAUGUAGCCAAUGCACUAAAGUGGGACGAUUGAUGUGCCAGUCUCAAAGAUCUGCGCAGCCAAGCUGUAGGCAGAACUAAAGAGAGCGAAACUAAAAUAGAGCUCUUUUUCCUGCGCAACUGUCACGUGGUCAUCGGACUGCACAG
Cladocopium goreaui is the source of this 2567-nucleotide messenger RNA. The record is from the annotation of a GenBank genome assembly. Lineage: Eukaryota; Dinophyceae; Suessiales; Symbiodiniaceae.